This is a messenger RNA of Hypanus sabinus (Atlantic stingray), 7930 nucleotides long. RefSeq names its product UDP-glucose 6-dehydrogenase (gene ugdh). The record is from RefSeq and is a predicted model, not a curated record. Gene Ontology annotation, biological process: glycosaminoglycan biosynthetic process. The transcript has 13 exons. NCBI's taxonomy places the organism in Eukaryota, Metazoa, Chordata, Chondrichthyes, Myliobatiformes, Dasyatidae. Gene Ontology annotation, molecular function: NAD binding; UDP-glucose 6-dehydrogenase activity. The coding region runs from base 3602 to 5092 and encodes 496 amino acids. Gene Ontology annotation, cellular component: nucleus; cytosol.
ACUUUUUCUACAGACGCUGCCUGGCCUGCCGAGUUCCUCCAGCAUGCUGUGUGUGUUACUUGGAUUUACAACAUCUGCAGAUUUUCUCCUGUUUGUGCCAAACACCUGUUGAUUCCUAGAGCUAAGAAACCAAAAUAAGAGAGAAGCAAUGUCAAACCUGUAUCAAAUAUUUUUUGGAAAGCAAUGGAGGUGUCAUAGUUAAGCUGAAAUUGGAGAAGCUGCAAAAACAAAUGAUUAAAAUGUUACAAUUCGUGUUUGUAAAAAUGAUGAGAAAUAACAAAUGGGGCAAUAAGUAUUGAUAGUCAUUAUCAAAUUCAGGAGAUAGUAGUUAGAAUAUGAAACUUGCAACCAUAUUGAACAAUUGAGGCAAAACAUAUUGUGUUCAAGAGGAAGUUCAUGAGAGAGAAAGGAGUAAAACAACAUGUUGACAGAGUUGGGCGAAGUGGGGUGAAAGGAAACUCCACAUACACCAGUAGUGACCUCGUGGGUCAAGUAGGCUAUUUCUGUGGCAUAGACUGUCUGCCAUAUGCAAAUUAGCUACCAGAGUUUAAUCCAUUACAACAUCAGUGCAUUGACUUUUGGGGUGUUCUGAGAUGGUGAUAGGUGUAAAUGUACCAAAAUGUAUAGCCUAGAGCUGGGUGGGAUGGCAUACCCAAGAUGACACUCGCAAAAUAUUUUGUUAGUGUGUGACAUGCAAUGCCCCUCAAUUCUUCAAACCCAAUCUAAAAUGAUUCUCUUUACUGCCAAAUAAAGCAACAAAUGUUUUUUUUUAUCCUGAGAGCAAUGAGAUGUUUUCACAGAAAUGUCUCACACCAGCUUGGUGCCAGCUAGACAGUUGUAAGAACAAAUGACGUUGGAUGAUACAUUUUAAAAUAGUGUACAUAUCAGUAUUUGGAUAGUAAAAGGUUACAAUAACACUAUUUAGAAAUGAUGCUCUUUUUCAAUUGUCUUUUUAAAAGAUUAAUAUUAAUCACUUCUGAACAGGUUUUGUAAAAUGUUUCAUAUUUCAAUGUCUCUUAUAAUUUUAUUAAUAAUAAAACAACACAUAAACAAAACAACAGUACUCAUCCUUUUUCCUUAAAAGUCCAUAAUUAUUGCUAAUAAUUUAAGAAUCAAUGAUAAUUCCUACUCAAAAUUACUGUGGCAUGCGUAAUAGUUUUUCCAGAAUAUUAUUGCCAAAAAGAUUUGCCAGCCCUGGCCUAGAGGAAAUACCAAGGCUAGAUCAUAAAGACAAGAAAUUCUGCAUAUGCUGGAAAUCCAGAGCAACAGACGUAAAAUGCUGGAGGAACUCAGCAAGAAAGGCAGCAUCUAUGGAAAUGAACAGUUGAUAUUUCGGGCCUAGACCCUUCUUCAGGAUUGGAAAGGAAGGGGGAAGAUGCCAGAACAAAAAAGUGGGGGAGGAGAAGGUUAGCCAGAAGGUGAAGCCAAGUGGUGGGAAAGGUAAAGGGCUGGAGACGAAGGAAUCUGAUAGGACAGGAGAAUGCACCAUAUGAGAAACCUGGAAUGGCACCAGGGUGAGGUAAUGGGCAGAGAAGAGACCAGGGUGGGGAAUAGAAGCAGAAAGAAGAGGGAGGGAUUUUUUUUUACCAGAGGUUGGAAUUGAUAUUCAUGCCAUCAAGUUGCAGACUACCCAAACAGAAUAUCAGGUGUUGCUCCUCUACCCUGAGGAUGGCCUCAUCGUGGCACAAGAGGCGGCCAUGGACUAACAUGUUGGAAAAGGAAUGAGAAUCAGAAUUAAGGUGUUGGGCCACUAGGAAGUUCCACUGUUGGUGAAUGUAACAAAAGUACUCAAUGAAGUGGUCCCCUAAUUGAUGAUGGGUCUUGCCAGUGUAGAGCGGGCUGCAUCAGGAGCACUGGAUGCAAUAGGCAACCCAGCAGAUUUGCAGAUCAAGUGUUGUCUCACCCAAAGGGACUGUUUGGGGCCCUGAAUGGAGGUGAGUAAUGAGGUGAGUGGGCAGGUAUAGCACUUUGGUUGCUUGCAGGCUUAGCUGUCGGGAGGGAGAUUGUGGGGCGGGAAUCCCUGUGGAAAGCUGAAAGUGGGGGGGGGGGAGGAGGUUAAGAUGUGUUUAAUAGUAGGAUCCCUUUGGAGAUGGUAGAAGUUGCAGAGAAUGAUAGGUUCAUGCAGAAGGUCUUGGGAUGGUAGGUAAGGACAAGAGGAACUCUUUCUGUUAAGGCGGUGGGAAGAUGUGUAGAGUGUGGGUGUACAGGAAAUGGAGGAGAUGUGGGUGAGGACAGCAUCAACACUGGAGGAAGUGAAUUCAUGUUCUUUGAAGGAGGAGGACAUCUCUGAUAUCCUGGAAAAGGAAGCCUCAUCCUGGGAACAUGUGGCAGAGACAAAGAAACUGGGAAAAGGGAAUAGCACUUUGGAGACGGUGGUAAGAGGUACAGUUAAGACAGCUGUGGGAAUCAGUAUGUUUAUAAAACCUGUUGAACAACAAUUUGUCUCCAGAGAUCGAAAAAGGGGAAGGUGGUGUCAGAAAUGGACAUAGUAAAUUCAAGGGCAGGGUUAAAGAUGUGUUGGCUAACUUGCAAGUGGACAGCAAGCAGCUGACUAAAAUAGCAACUUGAACACCAACCAUAUAAAAGAAACAGUUCAAUCCAGACCAUCAAAGGGAAGUUAUAAGAGUUUAAGAUAACAAUUAUCUUAACAAAAUAUUCUUCGGAUAAGCAGGGGGCCGUAAGGAGCAAAAUAGUCUAAAUAAAUAAAGGAAUUAAACAUUGAACAAAUCUGAUUUGCAUGAAGUAUCUAAUAUAUAUAAAUAUCGAUCUGUUGCAGAAAAUUAAACUGUUGUUAGCGAAUUAGUAAUGGGUGUCCUGAUUCUGUUAGCUCUAGGUUGAACUGAACUACUUACCCAAAUGUGGCAUCAAGCAGCCAUAGUAAAAAUGAAAUCAAUGAAUAUUUGAGAAAAACAUUUGAAUGAAUAUAGUUGAACUUCAUGCAAAUUUAGAAGCUAGUGGGUGUUGGAGGCCAGUCACGAAAUCUUAGCCAAAGUGCCUUGGGACACUAUCUUAGGGCACAACCAUUCUUAGCAUCAUUGUAGUUUCCCUUCAUCAAAGUCUGCAGGGUGGGUAGUUGAUGCAUAGCAACGAUCAGUUCCGUCCAGAACACCUCAGACAAAGAAGCAGUAAAUACCCGAAUACGUUCAGGAUUGGGCUGAUGGUGACAUUUACACCAGGUGCUUGUUAAGGAAUCAAAGUUUGUAAGAGCAUGCAAAACAGUUGAAUCCAUAUUCAGAUAUUAAACAGCGGAACAGUCCCGGCCUACGGCCUGUUCCGGCAUCGAUUUCUCACGCUCCUAUGUACUUGAGUCACGUUCAGAACUCGCUGCACCUCCAGUCCAGUUAUGCCACUGCACUUAUCCGCAAAUAAACGCAUUCCCCUGGGGAGGGGUGAUUGCGAUACAGGGAUAUAGAUAGUUGGAGCGAGGGGGGGGGGGUUAAUAUUGCAACUUGGGCCAGUGCAAGGUUAUCACAUCAUUCCUGCCUUUACGCAAACCCUUUUCUCAGCGUUCUCUGUGGUCAAAAGUCGAUCAUGCGCCGUCAAACGCGGAAGAGGUAUUAAACACUGAGUAAAGCCGCAACUCUGAAACUUGACGGAAGGUAUGUUUGAAAUUAGGAAGAUCUGCUGUAUUGGAGCUGGAUAUGUUGGUGGUCCAACCUGCAGUGUUAUUGCUCACAUGUGUCCUGAGAUUCAGAUUACAGUCGUAGACGUUAACCAAGCCAGAAUAGAAGCUUGGAACUCCAAUACACUUCCAAUUUAUGAGCCUGGUUUAAAGGAAGUGGUAGAGUCAUGCAGAGGGAAGAACCUUUUUUUCUCAGCUGACAUCGAUACUGCCAUUCAGGAAUCUGACCUUAUAUUUAUUUCGGUGAACACACCCACAAAAGUUUAUGGAAUGGGAAAAGGUCGGGCUGCAGACCUGAAAUAUAUUGAAUCCUGUGCUCGAAGGAUCGUAGCAGUGUCAAACGGGUACAAGAUAGUCACUGAGAAAAGCACUGUGCCUGUGCGAGCUGCUGAGAGUAUUCGCAGAAUAUUCCAGUCCAACAGAAAGCCAGAUCUAACUCUCCAGGUACUAUCGAACCCAGAAUUUCUGGCUGAAGGGACAGCUGUUAGCAAUCUGAUGAACCCAGACCGUGUGCUGAUUGGUGGUGAUGAAACGCCCGAAGGUCAGGAGGCGAUCCAGGCACUUUGUGCGGUGUAUGAGCGCUGGGUACCAAGAAGCAAAAUCAUCACAACUAACACGUGGUCCUCAGAGCUUUCCAAGCUGGCAUCCAAUGCAUUUCUUGCUCAGCGAAUAAGCAGCAUUAACUCGAUCAGUGCUCUGUGUGAGGCCACUGGUGCUGAUGUUGAGGAAGUUGCUCGUGCUGUGGGCAUGGAUCACAGAAUUGGAAGCAAAUUUCUCAAAGCCAGUGUUGGAUUUGGAGGGAGCUGUUUCCAGAAAGAUGUUCUAAACCUGGUGUAUUUAUGUGAAGCAUUAAACUUACCUGAAGUGGCCCAAUACUGGCAGCAGGUGAUUGACAUGAAUGAUUACCAGCGGAGAAGGUUUGCUUCCCGAAUUAUUGACUGUCUCUUCAAUACUGCCACAGAUAAAAAGAUAGCCCUUUUAGGCUUUGCUUUCAAAAAAGACACUGGAGACACACGGGAGAGUUCCAGUAUCUACAUUAGCAAAUACCUAUUGGAUGAAGGUGCAAAUCUACACAUCUUUGACCCCAAGGUUGUUAAAGAACAGAUCAUACAUGACCUGUCACAUCCCAGCAUAAUUCAGGAUAACUCUGGUCAAGUCUCUCGCUUGGUGACAAUCUGCAAUGAUGCAUAUGAAGCCUGCGACAAAGCUCACGCCAUUGUCAUCUGUACUGAGUGGGAUGAGUUCAAGCUGCUGGAUUAUGAACUCAUUCAUAAGAACAUGUUAAAGCCAGCUUUUAUCUUUGACGGCAGACGUGUCCUUGAUGAUCUACAUCCAAAACUUCAGAAACUGGGAUUCCAGGUGGAGACGAUUGGCAAAAAAGUCACUGUUCAAAGGAUUCCUUUCACACCCACGGCUGAAGUUCCUAAGUUCAGUCUACAGGAACCUCCAGCGAAGAAAGUCAAGUUGUAAAUUCAGAGAAAUAUGCUGAUUUGUCAUUUUUAUGAGUAACUAUACAUAUAGGAUAAAUGUUAAACUUUAUUUUUAAAAUGAGAUUUAAUAAAACAAAAAACAAGAAACUAUUAAAAGACAAAGGCAACAGGAGUGAAUCUGCAGAUGCUGGAAAUAAAUAAAAACACAAAAUGCUGGCAGAACUCAGCAGGCCAGACAGCAUCUAUGGGUGGAGGUAGUGACAACGUUUCAGGCCGAAACCCUUCAUCAGAAACCCUCCUGAUGAAGGGUUUUGGACCAAAAUGUCACCACUACCUCCUCCCAUAGAUGCUGUCUGGCCUGCUGAGUUCUGCCAACAUUUUGUGCUUUUAUUAAAAGACAAAUGCUAGCUAGUGUAUUUUUACCCUGAUUGUAGAUUUAUACUGACUGUACUAAUGUUUUCCUUCCUGUAACUUUUCUUUUCUCUGAAGUUGCUGAUUUGCAGGAACUACCUACUUCAUCUAAAUUCUUUGGCAGAUAUUCCCAGCAGGCUGAUUCCAUAUAUUUACACUUUUCAGCAUGAACACUUGAAUUUUCUCUCUUUCCUCACCCAGGGAGUCUGAGGAAUGUAGUGCCCUUACUGCCACUAUAUAGAUAGAAAAUGCUGGAAAUGCUAAGUAGAUCAGGAGGGAUUUGCAAGUUAGUAUCCCCCCCCCCCCUCUACUUCCCGUAGGGAUUCCCUUGUCCAUCCAUCCCUACCCACUAAUCUCCUUCCUGACAUUUAUCCCUGCAAGCGGCCGAAGUGCAACACCUGCCCAUUCAUCUCCUCUCCCACCUCCAUUCAAGGCCCCAAAUAGUCUGUCCAGGUGAGGCAACAAUUCACCUGCAGAUCUGCUGGGGUCAUCUACUGUGUCGGGUGCUCCUGAUGUGACCUCCACUGGUGAGUCCAGUUGUAAACUGGAGGACUGCUGCAUCAGGCACCUCCACUCCAUCUGCCAAAAGUGACAAUUCCCAGCGGCCAAACAUUUUAAUUCCCAUUCCAAUGUGUUGGUCCAUGGCCUCUUCCUUUACCACAAUGAGGGCACCCUCAGGGUGAAGAAGCAUUACCUUAUAUUCCAUCUGGGUAGGCCCCAACCUGAUGGCAUGAAUAUCAAUUUCUCCUUCUGAUAAAGAAAUGUUCCCCUCUCUGGCCUCUUACCUCCUCAGCUGCCUAUCACCUCCCCCUGGGUCCUUCUUCCUACUCUUUCUACUAUGGUCCACUCUCCUCUCCUAUCAGAUAGCUUCAUCUCCAGCCUUUUACCUUUCCCACAACCCAGUUUCACCUCCCACCUUCCAACGAUUCUUCUUUACCUCCUGCCACUUCUUAAUUCUGUCAUUUUCCCUUUCCUGUCCAGUCCUAAAGAAGGGCCUCAGCCCAAAAUGCCGACUGUUUAUUCAUUUCCAUAGUUCCACCCUGACCUGCUGGGUUCCUCCAGUGUUUUAUGUGUGUUAUCCUGGAAAGGAAAUGCAGUAAAUUAAACCACAAUUGGAGAGCAGAUUAAGUUUUAAAUCAAACAAGCAGGAAGAAGGUGGUCAGCAGGCCAGGCAACAUUGCCAUAGAUGCUGGCCCUUCUGUUUUUGUUUGUUUCACCAUUUGCAGUUUCUUGUUUCACCUGGACUGAAAUCAAAUGAUUCACACAUGGAGCUUCCCAGCCUAUAUGAUGCCACAGUACCAAAUUAACCUAUCAUAUGUGAAACACUAAACGUGUAUUUUUGUUAACAGAUAUUUAAUCUUAUUAAAUCCUGGAUGUAAUAUGUACUUUAAAGUUGCCAUCUUGUCUGUAAUGUAAACAAUACGUUGGAUAUUUUAAAUGAUUUCAGAACUCGUUAGAAAUUGGAGAAAAGCUGGUGAUGACAUCUCUAAAAUCUAAAUUAAUACUACACAGACUCUGAUUGUGUUUUGACUAAAUGGUCAUAAUCACCAACCUGUUUACUGAAUUGGCCAAUAUAGGGUGUGAGGUAAAGACAAAGAAUGGAUUCAUUAGAUAAACAUCACAGCCAUGCUCCAAACACCUAAACAUGGAGAAAUGGCUUAAAAGUCAGCCUUUUUCUCUUUUUUAAUGCAGCUUUUAAAUCAUAACUUUGUAUUUGAGUGUCCAAAACUGGAAUUGAUAUUUUGUUGACAUCAGUAACUAGUCAUACAGAAUUUUCCACAUGUGAUGAGACUUCAGCCAUUUGGAACUAAUAUUUGAACAUCACCAAUCCCCAUGGUUAGCAUUCAGUUUAAAGGUCCAACCACACCAUUGAAACAAUUGUAUCAUUUGGUGACAGAUUUCACCGAGGUGAUCUUAUGAAGCCACUUUGUGUUUUAACCUUGUUCAUCGGGAGCACAUUUAGAGGAAUGAAGCAGUAAUUUUAAAUAGAUAUAAAGCCGUGGCUUGCAGUUCAUGAUUUCCUGAUAGGCAGUUCCUGCCAUGAAGCCAACUGCUGUGAGCACAUUUUGUAACAUUUUUCUCAUUGAUGGAAUAAUUCUGGGAAACCAGUUCUGUUUCAACUGAUGGACACCCAGGGUACAAGAAUUUCUAUUAUGUGUCAUUAAUUCACUCAAGAUAUAAGGAUUUGAGACUGUUCAAAAACAGAUCAUUGUAACAGUAAUUAGUGUUAUCACCUCUACAUCAACAUUUAUAUGACUGUGAAAUGGUUGUAAUGUUAAGCUUCAUUAAAACAUCUUAAUAACUAUUUUCAUAUGCAAUGAUAAGAGUUGUUUUGUUUAAUUCUUGCUUACUAAAAGACUGUCAUUUGCAUGGAAAGUUCAUUUAUUAACUCUAGCCUGAAGGAGAAUGGCUACAGAUGCUCAACAUGUAAAUCAUUGUAACAAAUAAAACAACUUUGAAUCUCCAA